Molecule: messenger RNA, 1005 nt
Organism: Rhizopus microsporus ATCC 52813
Lineage: Eukaryota; Fungi; Mucoromycota; Mucoromycetes; Mucorales; Rhizopodaceae
Product: mitochondrial carrier
Exons: 5
Coding region: 60-971 (303 amino acids)
Biological process (GO): mitochondrial transmembrane transport
Source: RefSeq, a predicted model, not a curated record
CUUUCUUAUUGUCCUCCUCCUCUCGCCUUCCCGUCUAUCACGCUUAACUAUUGAGCAAAAUGACAGAGCAAUCGACGAUUAAAGAACAACAACUUCCAAUGAUCAAUAGUUCCAUUGAGAAAAUGCUGUCUGCAGCUACUGGUGCGAUCAUUACCAUGUCUUUCAUGACACCCUUGGACGUUAUAAAGACAAGACUACAAGAAAGCUCAAAGAAUGGAAUAAAUGAAUAUAAAGGAACUUUAGAUGGAUUGGUAAAGAUAUUUAGAAAUGAAGGAUUGUUUGCCUUAUGGAGAGGUUUAGUGCCUGGACUGAUCAUGGCUUUGCCGGCCACUGCUAUAUAUUAUGUUGGAUAUGAUCAUAUGCGAGACUAUGCGAGAUUAAAGUUUAGAGAUAACCUUGUUGAUACUUAUUCACCAUUAUGGGCAGGAGGAGUGGCAAGAACAAUUUCAGGACUAGUUGUCUCACCGUUGGAAUUAUUCAGAACACGAAUGCAAUCAACAGAAGGAAGUCAAGGCUUUUCAGCAGUGUGGAAAGGUGUCCAAGAGAUGGUUCAUAGAGAAGGACCGAGAGCGCUGUGGAGAGGAUUAUUGCCAACGAUGCUUAGAGAUGUACCGUUUUCAGCAAUUUAUUGGAUGGGAUAUGAAGAGAUGAAGCACUCCCCUUCCUUGGCUAAUUUAUCUCAUUUUCAAGCUUCUUUUAUCGCAGGUGCUUCGUCUGGUAUGAUUGCAGCUGUUGUCACUACACCAUUUGAUGUUGUAAAGACUCAACGACAAGUCACUGCAUAUGCAGCGGAAGCAAGGCUUACAUAUAUCAUCAGAAAAAUAGCCAUCAGAGACGGAAUAGCAGGCUUCUUUAGAGGAUCUGUACCUAGGGUAGUUAAGGUAGCACCUGCAUGUGCCAUUAUGAUAUCAAGUUAUGAAAUGGGCAAGCACUUUUUUGCUGACAAAAGAUCAGAACGAAAUUUGUUGUAAAUAGAUGUACACUUUAUUAUUUUUUAUCAUAGCC